This is a messenger RNA of Paramecium sonneborni, 1022 nucleotides long. The record is from the annotation of a GenBank genome assembly. NCBI's taxonomy places the organism in Eukaryota, Ciliophora, Oligohymenophorea, Peniculida, Parameciidae.
AUGAGGAAUUAUUCAUCAUAGAGAUUGCUAUUAUCAGAUUAAGAACUAUUACGUAUUUAAAUCUUGGCAAAAAAGUCUUUUCGACCAUCUUCCAAAUAAAGAAUAAAGGAAAAACCAUAAAUUGAAAGUUAUCAAUUUAAACCUGAAGUAUUAAUAUAUAUUAAUUACAGAUUAAUAAACAAUCUGCAAAUCUAUAAAGAUCUAUAAAUGAUUUAUUUAGAUGGAAUUUAAAUAAAUAGAUGAAAAGAUAAUAAAUUUAUGAUGAUGAAGUAUUUAAUUCUCAUUUAUUUAUUUAUAGUCAAGAGAAUUAUAAAAUAAUGCAAAUAGAUUAACUCAUGAACUUACUAACUCUUCUGUAUUUGAUAGAUUGUAUCAAGCACGAAAAAACAGUGAAAAUGUUAUAUGUAAUAUUGUGUUUCAAUAUUAUUAGAAUAAUCUAAAAGAAGUACUUGUAAUUUUGGACCUUAUUAUAAUAAAAAUAAGACUAGUUCCAUGUAUUAAGAAUAAUAACGAUAAUAAUAGUUAGAAGUAUCAUAAUUUAAAUCGAAAACUUAUGCGAAUGAUAGUAAAUAUGAGUUUUCAAAUCAAUAAACUCCAAAUCCUAACUUUUUUGAUUCUGAUUAAUUACCUAUUGCUGUAAAUGAUGUAAUUUAUCAUUCUCUAUAUAAAUCUAAUAGUAAAUAAAGGUUCCAGUACCUGUUCAUUAGUAUGUAGACUUAACUGAAUAAUUAAGUAAUUCAAUCAAUGAACCUGAUUCCCCUACUAAGUCUCCUUUACAUUAGAAAGAUAUCGAAGUUAUGGUUGAAAGGUAUAAAUCUAAUUUAAUAGAAUAUAGAUUGAAUAAUUGGUAAGCUAAAAAACAACAAUAGGAACAAUUAAUAUUAUAAGAUGAUUUAAAUAUUAAAUCCUAAAUCAAACCAAAGUUAAUCAAUUAAAAUAGAUAGCCAUCCUUUGGACCUUCGUAAUCUCAAUCUAAAUUUUAUUCGAAUAUGUUCCUAAAUAAUAAUAAUCAAAUCAAUUGA